GACAUCAUUCUGUAGCGUGGCGAGGGCGGGCCGUGUGACGUAGAGCUGAGGCUCUGGCUGUUUAUUGUUCCUUCCUCAGCACCGACAGAGAAAAACAGGCUAACAAGCCGUCAGCUACCUUUUUCACACGGUUCACGCUUGGUUCAACGAAGGUGAAACGGUCGAGACAGCUGACUGCACAAACCAGGGGCCAUGGCGUAUGCGUACCUCUUCAAAUACAUCAUCAUCGGAGACACGGGUGUGGGAAAGUCAUGUCUAUUACUACAGUUCACAGACAAGAGGUUUCAGCCAGUUCACGACCUCACUAUCGGUGUGGAGUUUGGAGCGAGGAUGAUCACUAUAGAUGGCAAACAGAUCAAACUGCAGAUCUGGGAUACGGCUGGUCAGGAGUCAUUCCGGUCCAUCACCAGGUCUUACUACAGAGGAGCAGCAGGAGCACUGCUAGUCUAUGACAUCACAAGAAGGGACACCUUCAACCACUUGACAACCUGGUUAGAGGACGCUCGCCAACAUUCCAACUCCAAUAUGGUCAUCAUGCUUAUUGGCAACAAGAGUGACCUGGAGUCAAGGAGAGAGGUGAAGAAAGAGGAAGGUGAAGCAUUUGCCAGAGAACACGGCCUCAUAUUCAUGGAGACCUCAGCCAAGACGGCCUCUAAUGUAGAGGAGGCUUUCAUCAACACAGCCAAGGAGAUCUAUGAGAAGAUCCAGGAGGGAGUGUUUGAUAUCAACAAUGAGGCUAACGGUAUUAAGAUUGGACCCCAGCAUCCUACCACCAACUCCACGCUGUCCGGUAGCCAGGGAGGCCAACAGGCUGGAGGCGGCUGCUGCUGAAGCCCCAAAACACACCACCACCUCCUCCUCCUCCUCCAUCCCGGCCCCUCCUCCUCCUCCUCCUCGCCCUCUCCAACCCUCCCUUGCGUUUCUACAGAACUGUCCAGGCUCACUAACAGUUUGUUAACCUCUCUCUCUACCGCUCCAUUCUUUCAUCCAUCCAUCCCUUCCUCUCUGUGUCUUUCUCUCGCUUUCUGUCUAUCAGCCGGUGUCUGAUAGCCUGUAGCCUAAAGGUUUACAGGCUAUGUCCCCAUGAAUUAAUCUGGCUUCCUACAGACUUGGGAGGACAGACAGACUUAGGAGGACAGAGUCAGCUUCACCUGCAGAUUCAGCCACUAAAUUCUGGCGUUUUGCAGUUCACCUUUUUUUGGUUAGAUAAAUAAAUUUUAAUCUUUUUAUUUUAAAAAAAAUGCUGGAUUGUGAAGAAUUCUAAUCCAGCAGUUUAAUUUACAUACUCCUCUUAAUUCAGGAGGAUGUUGUUGCGAUAUUACAGUACCUCAGAAUCAUAAAAAAACCUAUUUCUUCUGUAACGGUGAGUUGACUUUGUCCAGAUGGAGGCAGGAUUGUGGGUAGAGAUUAAACACACUCUAAACAACUGACUGUAUGGAAUAAACCGUGCACCAUGUUGUGUCUAUACACACAUCUGUACAUGUUUUUAAAGAAAAUGACGCAGCACGUUGAUAGCAGGACAUGUUCUUACAUGUUGAGUCAGUUUUCAUGCUGUGCCUGUGUGUGUAUAGGGAUGAUAUAGGUGUUCUAGUAUGUCACUUUGUAAGGUGUAGGAGGCAUUCAAGUCACUCUGUAUUUUCUGUCCAUAAAAAACAAAGUGCAAAUUAUGUUAUUUUGUGCUUCCUUUCCCUAUUUUUCAUCGUGCUGUUUUAUUCUCUCUCUGUCUUUGUGUCCUUUUUUGUUGACUUGCAGAUGAUUUGUAUUUAAUGAACACUACAAACUGGUUGUGGCUUAAAAAAAGUGUUUUAAAUUGUCUGGGGAGAGAAUAAAAGACCAAACUGUUCAGUGUGAAAAUGGAUCCUUUUUGGAACUUCAGAAAAGAAAAGUGGGAAAGUUAAAGAAACGUUAGGGGUGUUGAGAGCAGUGGCCGCCAUUAUGAAGUUAAGAAGUAAAAAGAGGAAAAUAGAUUGGAAAUUUCUUUUUGUUAACUAUAUUUAUCUGCACAUUUCUGUGUAUAUAUGGCUCUUUAGGUUUCUGUAGCUUUUUUGGCUGUUUUAAGGUGAAGCUUGUCAUGUUGUUGUGGUCUAGUUAUUUCUUUACCAGGGGCUGGUAAAAGACCAUUUUGGACUUUGAAACAGCUUUUUAGCAUUUUUAACAAUUCUCAUUUAAACCCAAAGGUACGGAGCCGCCCUGUUACAUUAGGGCCGCUGGUGCCCUUUCUUUUAAAUGACAAGUAUGAAUGAUAACAGGCUGUUAACAGGACCGCAUAGAGGCAUUGAAAGUCCCUGGUGGAGAACAGACUCCAACUGAAAAUGUCAAGCCGUCUCCCUUUUAAGCAAGCUAGAAUUUCCACCAUGAAUUAGCUGGCAGAUAUAUAAUGUAUACUGUUUAGAGCUUGAUCGAUGACUGCCUGCAAUGUUUUUUUGCUUCGAGACCCCCCCCACCCCAUGUAAUAGGCACCAUUUUACUGUUAUGAUCAUAUUUUACUACUUCAGUUACUUAUUGUUCAUCCUUCCUUCUCAUCCCGCCUCUCUCUCUCUCUCUCUCUCUUCUCUCUCUCUCUCUCUCCUCUCUCCUCUUCUCUCUCUCUCUCUCUC
Messenger RNA from Morone saxatilis (striped sea-bass), 2597 nucleotides. It is a transcript of the gene rab2a, whose product is annotated as RAB2A, member RAS oncogene family. The transcript has 8 exons. NCBI's taxonomy places the organism in Eukaryota, Metazoa, Chordata, Actinopteri, Moronidae. Gene Ontology annotation, cellular component: Golgi apparatus. The record is from RefSeq and is a predicted model, not a curated record. Gene Ontology annotation, molecular function: GTP binding; GTPase activity. Bases 193 to 831 code for a protein of 212 amino acids.